AUGGCUGCUGGAAAGCAGCGGGACAGCCGGGGGACGCCGCCGGAUGGCGGGUGGUGGGUGAUUGUUGGAUGCUGCUUCAUGGUGACGGUGUGCACACGUGCAGUGACCAGGUGUGUCUCCAUCUUCUUCGUGGAGUUCCAGGCUCACUUCGGGGCCGACUACGCCGCCACCGCCUGGAUCCACAGCCUGCUGGACUGCAGCACCAUGCUGUGUGCUCCCGUCGGCAGCCUGGUGGGGAGCCGCUACUCCGGCCGGGCGGCGGUGGUGGCGGGGGGCCUUCUGGCCUCCUGCGGCCUCCUGCUCAGCUCCUUCGCCACCAGCCUGGAGAUGCUUUACUUCAGCGCCGGGAUCCUGACAGGUCUGGGCUUCGCCCUGUGCUACACCCCCGCCAUCGCCCUGGUGGGCUGUUACUUCCAGCGGAGGAAGGCGCUGGCGUACGGUGUCGCCAUGUCGGGCAGCGGGAUCGGGACCUUCGUGCUGGCUCCGGUGGUGCAGAUGCUCAUCGAGUUGUACUCGUGGAGGGGGGCACUGCUCGUCCUCAGCGCCUUCGUUGCAAACCUGUGCGUCUGUGGAGCGCUGCUCCGACCAAUAGCACUGCAGGAGGAGCAGUGUGGUAGGUGUUCUCAUCAAUCACAUGUUCCCUCAGCGGGCCAAUCAGAAUCAGACUCACCUGUGCGUUCUGGUGCAGGUGACAUCUCACAGAGGAUGUGGCGCCUCCUGUCCUGUGGGGAGUACCGCUUCCUGCUGCUGCCUGACUUUCUGGGUCUGGCCGUGUCCUUCCUGUUUCUGGCCAGCGGCUGCAGCCUCCCCUUCGUUUACCUGGUGCCCUACGCCCUGAGUGCCGGCAUCAGCCACCAGCACGCCGCCUUCCUCAUGUCCAUCCUGGGGGUCAUCGACAUCGUGGGGAACAUCACCUUCGGUUGGCUGACGGACAGAAGGUGUUUGAAGCCGCACCGCCUGGCCUGUUACGUCUUCUCGGUGGGGAUGGAGGGUCUCUGCUGCCUCUUCACGCCAUUACUUUGUUCGUUCCCGCUCCUCGUGCCCUUUGCCAUGCUCUACGGCUACUUCGACGGCGCCUACGUGGCUCUGAUCCCAGUGGUGACGUCUGAUGUGGUCGGAACUACGUAUCUGUCCUCAGCUCUGGGCGUUGUCUACUUCCUCCACGCCAUACCUUACCUGGUCAGCCCGCCCAUUGGAGGCUGGCUGGUUGAUGUUACAGGAAGUUACACAGCCACUUUCCUCCUCAGCGGCGCCGCUCUGCUGGCCAGCGCGGUCAUUCUUUCCGCCGUCACUGGAAUUCGCCAUUGCCGCCAUCGAUCAGAUUCGGUGCUGCUGCAAUCUUCUGAAAACUGUCAUCAGGGAACCCGAGCCCCUCCACCUCAGCCUGUCUGACCAAUCAGGUGGUUUCGUCACCUUCAACAGGAAGGUGUUACCUCACAGCCCUCAGGCUGCGUUCGCUCUGCAGGUCUUGAUGCUCAGUUCAGAUUUUUUGAUCAAAUCUGAUUGUUUUGUCUGCUCGUUCACACUACAAAUAAA
Messenger RNA from Maylandia zebra (zebra mbuna), 1536 nucleotides. The record is from RefSeq and is a predicted model, not a curated record. NCBI's taxonomy places the organism in Eukaryota, Metazoa, Chordata, Actinopteri, Cichliformes, Cichlidae.